GUCGCCCGUGUCCCAGCGGUACUUCAAAGCCGGAGAGGGCCUACAAUUGUGGUGGAAUGGGCGGAACACAUCAUUGUAUUGCACACCUCUAAAAAAACAGAGCUCUGAUUUAUAAAUAUAAAAAGAUCCUCGGAGGAGGGCACUUUUUUGUGAUGGCUACUUCACUUCUAGGGGUGAGUCUGAGGAUUUUCUUGCUGGUUUAAUUAGUUCUUUUAUUGUCCGGCGAGGGGAUUAAAAUUACUUCGGUCAGAGUAGGAAAGUCAGUCACUUGAUUAUGUUUUAAGCAAGUGGGUCGCGCAAGAGAGAGAGAGCCCGAAUUACAUUGACGAAAACGAGACUGGAGUGAACUUUUUCUGUCACCCACCUACCGAUGCUCUCACGAUAUUUGUGCUAGUUAAUCAGUAAAUCUUUUUCGUAAACUUUUACGUUUUCUUCAUUUUUUUGUGCGUUCUUGUUCAUUCCGCUCUACAGGAGGAGCCGAGGUUAGGAUCGACUCCUUUAGCCAUGUUAGCUGCUACCUGUAACAAGAUUGGGAGUCCCAGCCCGUCGCCUUCCUCCAUUUCGGAUAGUUCUUCUUCAUUCGGGAAAGGCUUUCACCCGUGGAAAAGAGCCACCGCCAGCAGUUGCAGUCUCGGCUCUAGCCUCUCUGGUUUCGGCGUCUCAGGGGUUUCCAGAAACGGAGCCGGACUGACGGACUCCUUUGGCUCGAACAGUUCCACGGGAUCCAGUGCCUUUUCCCUGACGUCUGGCACCUCAUCUAAUUCCCACUUUGGAAACGAUUAUUCUGUUUUCCAAGCCUCUGUUUCAAACAGUUCUCAAGAGCCCAACCAUCAGCCGGUUUUUAUUUCCAAGGUGCAUACGUCGGUGGACAGUUUGCAAGGUAUCUAUCCGAGAAUGAGCGUUGCGCAUCCAUACGAGUCGUGGUUCAAGUCGUCUCAUCCUGGUAUACCUACGGGGGAUGUUGGCACCACUGGCGCUUCAGCGUGGUGGGAUGUCGGAGCGGGAUGGAUUGAUGUGCAGAACCCGAAUGGGUCUGCACUGCAGACGUCCUUGCACUCCGGGGGACUUCAAACGUCGCUGCAUUCUCCUCUAGGGGGGUAUAAUUCAGACUACUCCGGGUUGAGUCACUCUGCCUUCAGUACCAGCGCAUCCCCGCAUCUGUUGACUACCGGUCAGCACCUGAUGGACGGGUUCAAGCCCGUGUUACCCUCUUACCCAGAUUCUAGCCCCUCUCCUUUAGCAGGGGCAGGCGGCACCAUGUUGACCGGAGGUCCCACGUCUUCUUUAGCAGGAUCCCCUCGGUCCUCAGCGCGGCGCUAUUCAGGCAGAGCCACCUGCGACUGUCCGAACUGCCAGGAGGCUGAAAGACUGGGGCCGGCGGGAGCGAGCCUGCGUCGAAAGGGGCUUCAUAGCUGCCACAUCCCGGGGUGUGGGAAAGUCUACGGGAAAACUUCGCAUCUCAAGGCUCACUUACGAUGGCAUACUGGAGAAAGACCGUUUGUAUGUAACUGGUUGUUUUGCGGAAAGAGGUUCACGCGAUCUGAUGAGCUUCAGCGACACCUUCGCACACAUACUGGUGAGAAAAGGUUCGCCUGUCCGGUCUGCAACAAGCGAUUCAUGCGCAGCGACCACCUCAGUAAACACGUUAAAACUCACAGCGCCGGAGGGUCCGCUGGAUCAGGCUCUGGUGGCAGUGGAGGAAAACGGGGGAGCGAUACCGACAGCGAGCACAGCGCACCGGGCAGCCCUCAAUGCCAUUCUCCAGACCUGUUGCAACAGCCUGAAUCUGUCCAGACAGCGGUCAUGAACGGCCACAAUAACUCUAUCGAAUGAGUAAAAAUAAGACUUUGGGGAAAAAUAGACUUUUCAAUGAGUUGUAAAUGUGUGUUUGCUGAAAACCUGCGGACAAAAUCAACAAGGGUCUGUAGAAUGCCGUCCCCUCACCCAAUCCCCCUCCCCCCC
This is a messenger RNA of Anguilla anguilla (European eel), 1962 nucleotides long. RefSeq names its product sp8 transcription factor b (gene sp8b). Gene Ontology annotation, biological process: regulation of transcription by RNA polymerase II. The transcript has 2 exons. NCBI's taxonomy places the organism in Eukaryota, Metazoa, Chordata, Actinopteri, Anguilliformes, Anguillidae. Gene Ontology annotation, molecular function: RNA polymerase II cis-regulatory region sequence-specific DNA binding; DNA-binding transcription factor activity, RNA polymerase II-specific. Bases 505 to 1833 code for a protein of 442 amino acids. The record is from RefSeq and is a predicted model, not a curated record.